AUGGAGUACUUACGCGCAAUGCUUGCAGUGUUUAUGAUGGCCAACCUAAUGCUCUAUAGAAACGUGGAUCUAACAUGCCACGAAGUCCACAAAGGCGAAAAGGGGGGAACAAUUCACAACCCAAUGUACCCGGACAAGGAUUUUGGUGACAAGUUCUGCAAUUAUCAGAUUAGUGUUCCUUCCAAUAAUCAAGCUGCUCUGAGCUUCCCAUUGAUUGAAUAUUUUUCUAAUAACAUGGCGAUCUUUGUAUUCGGCGGCCCCGAUUGUAUGUCCAGAUGGAUCGGAUACCAACGGCACCCGGAGAAUAAGCCACACAUUUCUCCUGGAAACAGUAUCACAGCAUUGCUGACUGUUCAACACAACGAUGAGCCUUGGCGAUUCGCAGGAAAUUAUUCCACGGUUUCUGGAAUGAAUGCAUCAACUCCGCAAACGGUUCAAGAUCACUGCGGAGGAGAGUUGAGUGGGCCAAAUGGAUUUUUGUCGUUCCGGCCGCAGCCAUCAUCUCCAGUUGUCUGCGUUUGGCGGAUCAUGGUAAAGCCAGGAAGAAAAGUGAAGCUCCUUUCACACUCCCUAUUUAUGCCUUCCCGCGGAUCUCGGUUACGUGUGUUAGACGGAAGCAACUGUGGAUGCAAUAUACUGAGAGAGCUUACUCAAUAUGAAAGAUUUCCUCAAAACGGCAUUGUCU
Messenger RNA from Dicrocoelium dendriticum, 685 nucleotides. NCBI's taxonomy places the organism in Eukaryota, Metazoa, Platyhelminthes, Trematoda, Plagiorchiida, Dicrocoeliidae. The record is from the annotation of a GenBank genome assembly.